AUGUUACCCGAGGGGUUUGUGGCCAAGAAGGAUGCCGUGAACGACGUUACUUUCUCGAAAAUGGUCUUUGGUUCUGUCGACGCGGCCAUCAACAAGAGGUACAAGCCUGCCCUAGGUCGGCAAGUUGCUGAAGAUCCAGAUGAUUUCGGGAAUCAGGGAAAGAAACAUCGAGUGAAGAAGGAUAAAGCAGAGAGGGCCAGCAAGACUGUACACGGUCGCCAAGCACAAACGAUAUUUCUUCAGGCGUAUCAACUUAUUCUCUGGAAACAAUGUCAUAUUUUGGUCCACGACCAUGGAUUUCCGGAGCAGUUCGAGGGUGUCGUGCGCGAUCUCUGGGCUUUGCGGCUUCGACGCUAUUCGUUAAGGAUCAAUCAACUCACUGAUAAUUAUGAUGAUGGCGAUGGACCUGAGCUCUUUAGCUCCCAGGCCUCUCUAUCAGAGGAUUCAUCUGAUGGAGCGAGCUUAAAGGCUGACUCGAGACUUGUGGUAUGGCCUCGAAUUCUUGAUACCGUAGCUACUUGCUAUCUUGCAGCUAUUUUAAUGCGACUUCCUGUCUGUGUCAGUGAUUUUCAUCGCUUAAUUAUCCUUCAGGAUAUUCCUUAUAUACGGGCUCUAAGAAACGUCCCUCGUGACAUGAAGGAGAGACUUCCUCCGGAGUUUAUCGAAAUCCUUGAAGUAAACAAAUUGCCUCAAAUAGAGCAUCUUCAUCGUGGGUUCAGAGAUCUACUGAUAUACUAUCAGCGUCAGUUCGAUAUUGCACUCCCGGCUUUAAACUCGCCUAUUAUUUUAUACCGCUACAUUAAGAGACUAGCGAUUCCUGUCGAUGUUUAUGAGGUCAUUAAAACGCUGCAGGGUCUUCUUGGAUUCAAUUUCACAUGGCCCCGGAUUUCAAACUCCAAAACACGAAAGAAAGUGCUUGAUCUGCCUGACGUGCAGAUGAUGGUUCUCGUUGUUAUUGCUACCAAGAUACUCUUUCCAUUUGAUCGUCUGGAAAGAUACCCAGUGACUUCCAAAGAACCAGCCUCUCAAGCUAUGGACUGGUCUCGAUGGAUGGACUCGCAGAAGCAUUUCGAUUCCCCUGAUCCUGAUGUUUGCAGUACGGGAAAGGAUAAAUUGAUACAGGUGGUAGAUACAGACGUUUUUCAAAUGGCUCCCAAUCAACUGGACCAGUACAUGGACUGGUAUGAAAAGAGUUGGCUGAAUCCCUCGGAAAAGAGUAAUCCAAUUGCCAAUAUGUUCCCCAUAUCUCGUGCAGAGACUGCGGCUGGGGCGAAUUCGGAUCCUGCUUCGGCUUCAAGUACCUCCAACGACAGAAAUCCCGAAGAGGCACUCAAUGAAUUGCUGCUUUCUGUCAUGCAAGACUUGUCACCACUACCAGUCAUACCAAACCAAGAAGAAGUGGACUGUGGUAGACCGGGUCAAUGGUACAAACGAUAUCGGUGGGAAUCUUCCCUUCCCGAAACAGCACGAGCGUUUUAUGAGCUCGCUGCUCAAAUUUGUGGCAUUUCAUUGAAGAUGUUUGUUCGUGCCGUUAUGGUGGCCGAGUGGAGACUGUGGCAUUGGCAGGAAGGUCAGCGACGCGAGGAAUACAUGGCGAACGAAAUGGAAUAUCACUCAGAUGGCACUGAAGAGCAUCUUGACGAUGAAAUUGAGGAUCUCGAUGAACAAUUAGAUGAGCUGGGCAUGGAGGACUGA
This is a messenger RNA of Penicillium taxi, 1695 nucleotides long. RefSeq lists its product as uncharacterized. Gene Ontology annotation, molecular function: RNA polymerase I core promoter sequence-specific DNA binding. The record is from RefSeq and is a predicted model, not a curated record. Lineage: Eukaryota; Fungi; Ascomycota; Eurotiomycetes; Eurotiales; Aspergillaceae. Gene Ontology annotation, cellular component: RNA polymerase transcription factor SL1 complex; RNA polymerase I core factor complex. Gene Ontology annotation, biological process: RNA polymerase I preinitiation complex assembly; nucleolar large rRNA transcription by RNA polymerase I. The transcript has 7 exons. The coding region runs from base 1 to 1695 and encodes 564 amino acids.